AGCGUUGUUAGAGCGCUAGUGUAAACUGCCAGGGGAACCCGGAGGGCUGGGGGAGUGGGCGCCCGGCGCGCUCCGUGGGGAGCAGGGAUGCUGGGCCCAGGUUGGGCUGACCUCAUUUAGAGUCCGCUUUCUGACCCUCCUGGAUUUGCGGUGUUUGCCAGAGCGGCGAGAAGCGCCAUUGUGGUGCGGGUGGGAGGGGUGGAGCCACCAAGUCCGGUCUCAAUUUAGAUCUCUCACUCCGCUUUUAGGCGCGCCCAUUUCAGACUGUUCAACUCGAGGCAGGGGGGCAAACAUCAGGGAGGAGGUGGAAGCCACACCCCGCAGUGCCCGCGAAUUUCCCCAGGAGCCCAGGGCUGUCCAGGCAUUCGCUGCGGAGAUGCGGGGCCCACAGCUCCUGACCGCCGCCCACCUCGUCUGCGUGUGGACCGUGUGCACCGCCGCGCUGGCCGCAGCCCCCGGACCCAAGUUUCUGGUGACAGCUCCAGGAACCGUCAGGCCUGGAGGAAAUGUUACUAUUGGGGUGCAUCUCCUGGAGCACAGCCCCUCACCGGUCACUGUGAAGGCAGAGGUGGUCAAGUUGACAGGAAACCGCACCGCCUUUAUUGUGGGAGCACAAGGAGUCUUUGAAAAAGGCUCUUUCAAGAGACUUACUCUUCCAGCAUUACCUAUGCACAGUGCAUAUGGGAUUUAUGAGCUCCGUGUAACUGGACGUGCAAAGGAUGAGCUUUUAUUCUCUAAUAGCACACGAUUAUCAUUUGACGCCAAGAGAAUGACAGUCUUCACUCAAACAGACAAAAUCCUGUACAAGCCAAAGCAAGAAGUGAAGUUUCGUGUUGUUACACUCCACGCAGAUUUUAAACCUUCCAAAGCCCCUGUAAACAUUCUAAUUAAGGACCCCAAGUCAAAUUUGAUCCAACAGUGGUUGUCAGAAAAAAGUGACUUUGGAGUCGUUUCCAAAACUUUUCAAUUAUCUUCCCAUCCAAUACUUGGUGAAUGGUCCAUUCAAGUUCAAGUGAAUGACCAGACAUAUUAUCAAUUAUUCGAGGUUGCAGAAUAUGUAUUACCGAAGUUCGAAGUUGCUCUGCAGACACCAUUAUAUCAUUUUUUGAAGUCUAAGAGUUUAAAUGGUAUUGUCACAGCAAAGUAUACCUAUGGGAAGCCUGUGAAAGGAGAUGUAACACUUACAUUUUCACCUUUAUCUUUUUGGGGCAUUAAGAAAAAUAUUACAAAAAAAUUUAAGAUAAAUGGAUCUGCAAACUUCUCUUUUAAUGAUGAAGAGAUGAAAAAGUUAAUGAAUUUUUCAGAUCAGCUUUCUGAACACAUGUCUCCAUCAUCCCCUGGGCCGGUAGAAAUUUUAGCCACGGUGACAGAAUCACUUACAGGUAUCUCAAGAAAUGCAAGCUCCAAUGUAUUUUUCAAGCAGCAUGAGUACGCCAUUGAUUUCUUUGAUUACGCUACUGUCUUGAAGCCAUCGCUCAACUUCACAGUCACUGUGAAGGUAGCACGUUCUGAUGGCAAGCAACUGACUCUUGAAGAAAGAAUGAAUAAUAUAACAAUAAUGGUGAUACAGAGAAACUCUACAGAGUACGGGAGAGGAUGGAAUAAUAGAAAUCAGGAAAUAGAAGCUUUCCAGGUCCUAAACUAUUCUGUCCCCCAGAAUGGAAUCUUAAAGAUUGGAUUCCCAAUCCUGGACAAUUCCACUCAGCUACAAUUAAAGGCCUUUUUUCUUAAUAGUGUGAAUAGCAUGGCAGCUUAUGGUGUAUUUAAGUCUCCUAGUAAAACAUACAUCCAGCUAAAAACAAGAGAUGAAAAUAUAAAGGUGGGAUCACCGUUUGAGUUGGUGGUUAGAGGCAACAAGCAAUUUAAGGAGUUCAACUACAUGGUAAUAUCCAGGGGACAGUUGAUGGCUGUGGGCAAGCAAAAUUCAACAACCUUCUCUUUAAUACCAGAAAAUUCUUGGGCUCCAAAAGCCUGUGUCAUGGUGUAUUAUAUUGAAGAUGAUGGGGAAAUUAUAAAUGAUGCUCUAAAAAUUCAUAUUCAGGUUGAUUUUGAAAAUAAGGUAAACCUAUUCUGGAGUAAACCUCGUGCUGAGCCAUCUGAGAACGUCUCUCUGAGGGUCGCUGUGACACAGCCCCACUCGCUAGUGGGGAUUGUAGCUGUUGACAAAAGUGUGUACCUGAUGAACGCCUCAAAUGAUAUUACAAUGGAAAAUGUGGUCCAGGAGUUGGGACUUUAUAACAUGGGAUAUUAUUUAGGCAUGUUUGUGAAUUCUUUUGCAGUCUUUCAGGAAUGUGGCCUCUGGGUAUUGACGGAUGCCAGCCUUGUGAAGGAUUACAUUGAUGGUGUUUAUGACAGUCUAUCACUUGAUGUGGAGUACAUGGAGGAAAAUGAUGGAAACUUUGGAGAUUCCUAUGACUUUUCUUCAGUUGAGAAUCCACAUGUCAGAAAACAUUUUCCAGAGACUUGGAUUUGGCUAGACAUCAACACGGGUUCCAGGACUUACCAAGAAUUUGAAGUUACUGUACCUGAUUCUAUCACUUCUUGGAUAGCUACUGGUUUUGUGGUCUCUGAGGAGUUGGGUUUUGGACUAACAACUACUCCAGCGGAGCUAGAAGUCUUUCAGCCAUUUUUCAUUUCUCCGAAUCUUCCCAACUCUGUGAUCAGAGGUGAAGAAUUUGCUUUGGAAAUAACCAUAUUCAAUUAUUUGAAAGUUGACACUGAGGUUAAGGUGAUCAUUGAGGAAAGUGACAAAUUUGAAAUUCUAAUGGCUUCCAAUGAAGUCAAUGACACAGGGCACAUGCAGAUCAUUCUGGUCCCUAGUGAGGAUGGGAUGACUGUUAUUUUCCCAGUCAAACCAACACAUCUGGGGGAAAUUUACAUCACAAUCAAAGCUAUUUCACCUGCUGCUUCUGAUGCUAUCACCCAGAGGAUUUUAGUGAAGGCAGAAGGAAUAGAAAAAUUAUAUUCACAAUCCGUCUUGUUUGACUUGAACAGGAGGCUGAAAACUACACAGAAAGUAUCGAGUUUCUCCUUUCCUCCCAAUAUAGUGAAUGGCAGUGAAAGAGUUCAGAUCACUGUGGUUGGAGAUAUUCUUGGCUCUUCCAUCAGUGGCUUAGCCUCAUUGAUUCAGAUGCCUUAUGGCUGUGGUGAACAGAACAUGAUAAAUUUUGCUCCAAAUAUUUAUGUUUUGGAUUACCUGACUAAAAAGAAACAACUGACGGAGAGUUUAAAAGAAAAAGCCCUUUCAUUUAUGAGACAAGGUUACCAGAGAGAACUUCUCUAUCAAAGGGAAGAUGGCUCUUUCAGUGCCUUUGGGAACGAUGACCCUUCUGGGAGCACUUGGUUGUCAGCCUUUGUUUUACGAUGUUUCCUUGAAGCUGAUCAUUACAUAGAUAUUGAUCAGAAUGUGCUACACAGAAUAUAUACAUGGCUCAAAGGCCGUCAGAAAUCCAAUGGUGAAUUUUGGGAACCAGGAAGAGUGAUCCACAGUGAGCUUCAAGGUGGCAAUAAAAGUCCAGUAACGCUUACAGCUUAUAUUGUGACUUCUCUCCUGAGUUACAGAAAGUAUCAGCCUCAUCUUGAUGUGAAAAACUCUAUCAAGUUUUUGGAGUCUGAGUUCCUCAGAGGAAUCUCAGACAAUUAUACCCUGGCUCUUACGACGUACGCGCUGUCCUUCCUGGGGAGCCCGAAAGCCGCGGAAGCUUUGGAUAUCCUGAUUCAGAGAGCAGAAAUGGAAGGAGACAUGCUAUUCUGGGUGUCAUCAGCGUCCGGACUUUCUGAGUCCUGGCAGCCCAGAUCCCUGGAUAUCGAAGUCGCAGCCUAUGCGCUGCACUCACACUUCCUGCAGAAUCGGGUUUCUGAUGGAAUCGCAAUUAUGAGGUGGCUGAGCAGGCAAAGAAACAGCUUGGGAGGUUUUGUAUCUACCCAGGACACCAUUGUGGCCUUGAAGGCCCUGUCUGAAUUUGCAGUCCUGAUGAACACAGAAGGGACACAUAUGCAAGUGACCAUAACGGGGUCUGUGGCACCAAGUCCUGUAACGUUUCUGAUUGACGCACAGAACUACUUUAUGCUCCAGUCGGCAGAGCUUGCUGUGGCAGUGCCAAUUGAAGUUAAUAUUUCCGCAGAUGGUUAUGGAUUUGCUGUUUGUCAGCUAAAUGUUUUUUAUAAUGUGAAAGAUUCAGAGUCUUACAAAAACCAAAAAUCAAUCCAAAGUCAAGAAGUCUUUGACUUAGCUGUUGCUGUAAAAGAUAAUGAAGAUGAUAUCAAUCAUUUGAAUUUGAAUGUAUGCACAAGGUUUCUGGGCCCAGAAAGAAGUGGCAUGGCCCUCAUGGAGGUGAACCUGCUCAGCGGUUUCACUGUGCCGUCAGAUGCAAUUCCUCUGAGCGAGACAGUGAAGAAAGUGGAGAGCGAUCAGGGGAAACUCAACCUAUACUUGGAUUCUGUCAAUGAAACCCAGUUCUGUGUUGAUAUCCCUGCUGUGAGAAACUUUAAAGUUUCAAAUGCACAAGAUGCUUCUGUGUCCAUAGUGGAUUACUAUGAACCAAGGAGACGCGCGGUGAGAAGUUACAACUCCAAAGUGAAGCUGUCCUCCUGUGACCUCUCUAGCUGCCCCCACGAGAGCGCGAGCGGCGCGCCGGCCGCCCUCCGUCACUCUCCAGUUGUUUUCGUUUUCUGUUUCAUGCUUCUGUCCCCUUUGCAGCGUUGGCUGUGACUUACUUUUUAAGGGCUCGGUGGGACCCAUGUCCAGAGUCACACGUGAUUGUCUUAUUUUCAUAAUCCAAUGUUGCUUCUGACUAUUUUGAAAAACAAUUUUUUUCCCUUCUUUUUGUGGGGUUGAGGGGGAUGCUGUACCACAGGUCCUAGUAUGUAUGGCUGCAUAGAUUUCUUCACCUGACUUCCGUGUGCAACAAAAUGGCGAAUUAUUGCAGCUGUAUAUCUUUAUUUUUCCCCUCUUUAAAAUAUUUCAGGAUUUUGGAGGAGGUGUUGUUUUCUCCAGAAUAAAUGUGUUAUUUUAGAUCCA
This is a messenger RNA of Myotis myotis, 5020 nucleotides long. It is a transcript of the gene CD109, whose product is annotated as CD109 molecule. Gene Ontology annotation, molecular function: endopeptidase inhibitor activity. The record is from RefSeq and is a predicted model, not a curated record. The coding region runs from base 377 to 4711 and encodes 1444 amino acids. The transcript is spliced from 33 exons. Lineage: Eukaryota; Metazoa; Chordata; Mammalia; Chiroptera; Vespertilionidae. Gene Ontology annotation, cellular component: extracellular region.